AUGUUUACAAAAUUAGCCAAUGUUAUCACCAAGGCCGAUUUGUUGGCUAAACUAGUUCGCCUUAGGCUUCGUCAGCCCAUUCUGCCUUAUAUAACCCCGGAAGAUGCUUUAAAAUGCAAACUUACAGACAAUGAAAAUUUAGUUAACAAGGCGAAGGACAAACAACCACAUCUGGAGUUAGCAGCUAUUACACCUGCUGUUGCAGCAUUGGUAAACGUCGCAGAAAUAUUAAAAACCGGCCAGGCGUUAUCAAAUCAGCAAUCUCUGACCAAAGUAGUAAAUAAUAAAACCGCCAAAACACAUGGGGGCGACGCUAAUAAGAAUAUAUUAUACAACAUGAAGGAAAAAGAAUGGAACAUACUAAAGCCUGGAGACGAAGCAAGGACCAGACAUCUAAAGUGGAGAUGA
Babesia microti strain RI is the source of this 408-nucleotide messenger RNA. Its product is annotated as cytochrome-b5 reductase. The coding region runs from base 1 to 408 and encodes 135 amino acids. The transcript has a single exon. The record is from RefSeq and is a predicted model, not a curated record. Lineage: Eukaryota; Apicomplexa; Aconoidasida; Piroplasmida; Babesiidae.